Messenger RNA from Rhodotorula graminis WP1, 1186 nucleotides. RefSeq lists its product as uncharacterized. Lineage: Eukaryota; Fungi; Basidiomycota; Microbotryomycetes; Sporidiobolales; Sporidiobolaceae. The coding region runs from base 1 to 1092 and encodes 363 amino acids. The record is from RefSeq and is a predicted model, not a curated record. Gene Ontology annotation, molecular function: NADP binding; aspartate-semialdehyde dehydrogenase (NADP+) activity; protein dimerization activity. Gene Ontology annotation, biological process: L-threonine biosynthetic process. The transcript has 4 exons.
AUGUCGCAGCCCCAGCGCGAGGUCAAGGUCGCCAUCGCCGGCGCGACCGGCACCGUCGGCCAGCGCUUCAUCUGCCUCUUGUCGUCGCACCCGUACUUCCGCAUCUCGUCGCUGCACGCCUCGCCGCGCUCGGCGGGCAAGGCCUACAAGGACGUCGUCAAGUGGAAGCAGGCCGUCCGCCUCCCCAAGGGCGUUCAGGACCUCGUCGUCCGCUCGUGCGACGCCGACCAGUUUGGCGACGCCGAGAUCGUCUUCUCGGGCCUCGACAGCGAUGUCGCCGGCGAGGUCGAGGAGGCUCUGCGGAAAGCAGAGUACGCCGUCUUCUCGAACGCGGGCAACUUCCGCCGCGACCCGCUCGUGCCGCUGUGCGUGCCGCUCGUCAACCCGUCGCACUUUGCGAUCGUGCCGCACCAGAAGCAGCAGCUCGGCCUCAAGAAGGGCUUCAUCAUCACCAACGCCAACUGCUCGACGACGGGCAUCGUCGUCCCGCUGCACGCGCUCGAAAAGGCGUUCGGCCCGCUCGAGACGGUCAUGGUGACGACGAUGCAGGCCAUUUCGGGCGCGGGCUACCCGGGCGUGCCCUCGCUCGACAUCCUCGACAACGUCGUGCCGUACAUCGGCAAGGAGGAGGAGAAGAUCGAGUGGGAGCUCGCCAAGAUCCUCGGCGGCCUGUCGGACGACAUGACCGAGUUUGAUUACCACUCGAAGCACCCGAUGAAGGUGUCGGCGCACUGCAACCGCGUCCCGGUCGUCGACGGCCACCUCGAGUGCAUGUCGAUCCGGUUCGCGCGCCGCCCGCCGCCGAGCCCGCAGCAGGUCAAGGACGCCCUCAAGGCCUUUUACUGCGAGGCGCAGAAGAUGGGCUGCCCGUCGGCGCCGCAGCAGGCCAUCGUCGUCCACGAGGCACCCGAUCGUCCCCAGCCCCGUCUCGACCGACACGACGAGAACGGCGCCAACGUGCAUGUCGGCCGCGUCCGAGAAUGCCCCGUCCUCGACCUCAAGCUCGUCGUCCUCAGCUCCAACGUCAACAUUGGCGCCGCGACGAGCUCGAUCAUCAACGCCGAGUACGCCAUCGCCAAGGGCAUCGUCUGAGCGAGACGGGCAACGAUGGGAGAGGAUCGAGGGAGGUCGUACAGUUGCUACUUAGAAGGGCCUCGCAGGAAUCGCAUCGCGCAGUGUCGUCUCC